This is a messenger RNA of Yamadazyma jaroonii, 726 nucleotides long. NCBI's taxonomy places the organism in Eukaryota, Fungi, Ascomycota, Pichiomycetes, Serinales, Debaryomycetaceae. The record is from the annotation of a GenBank genome assembly.
AUGAUUACUGUAAACAUAGUGGAUGAUAAUCGAAUAGUUAGAAAUUUACAACUUUGGAGUAAAGGAACAUUUCCAUUCACAAAUGAUGAAGAAUUCCAACGUGUAAAUUAUGUAAAAUAUAAUGAGAUCCCUCUUGUACUCAUUCAAGGUAAGCCGAUAGACGUAUAUUGUUCAAUCCAAGAUUCAGUGGACUAUGUUGCUGAUAAUGUAUUAAGGUAUAAAGAUUUAGGACUUUUAUGUAAAAGUAAGCUGAAUGAAAAUGUUUAUUUGAUUUUUUAUGUUCAAGACAUGAAGUUGAAGACUUUAUUGUUGGAUUUUUCCUUAAUCAUAAAAAUUCUAGGUAUCAAUAAAUCCUAUGAUAAUGAAACCAAUUAUAUAUUGGACUUGAAGACCAAAUCAUCGGAUACAAAUGUUUUUGAUAGAGUAUUGGAGAAAAAGAAGCGACCCAAAUCAACUACUCCAACCGUUCAAGACAAAGGAGAUCAAAUUAAUACUACUGUUACAAAAGUUAUACUAUCGGGUUUAAGAUUGAGAGGUUUAUCUAAUUCAAGUAAGGACAAAAUCAAGAUCAAAGAGAUAUAUCAAAUGACAUACAAAUCAACACUUUUCGCUUUAAGGAAGUUUAAUAGAGAAGUGAAAUUAAACGAUAUUCAAGAUACAGUGGAAAAAUUAUUACAAAUCUUCGUUGAUGUUGACAUAGAUGAGGAUUCUCCAUUCAAGGAAUAG